Messenger RNA from Suillus subaureus, 532 nucleotides. RefSeq lists its product as uncharacterized. The record is from RefSeq and is a predicted model, not a curated record. Bases 101 to 436 code for a protein of 111 amino acids. The transcript is spliced from 2 exons. NCBI's taxonomy places the organism in Eukaryota, Fungi, Basidiomycota, Agaricomycetes, Boletales, Suillaceae.
UUUUUACUCAUGAUUUGUGUCAGGCGCAGAUAAACUUACCGCCUCACCAUGAUGGUCACAUAUCCGUUCACCCUGAAUUCUUCCAUAGGACUUAAAACAGAUGAUCUCGGAUGUGAAGUCACUAUCCUCGAAGCAUCUCCCUCCCUCAACUUCACAACGAAGCAUGGCUUCUGGUCCCGCUGCGGCAACCUACACUCACCUGCUACAUUCAACACUAUGGUACAGGAACACCUGCGUGUAUUUCACAAGAGACAACUCGGAUUUCUUGCUGCUAUUUAAUAAAGCUAAUGGACAACCUCAGAAUAUCGGUGCCUUGAGUGCUUACCCGUUCGCACCUUACAUGGCUGAUGGCCUGGGUCGGUGCUUCUCAAUUAUCUUUGGUGCAAAUUUGAUAAUUGCCUCCACUGUGACCCAGACUGCCAGUAGUUCUUUGUAGAUGUUCAUCGGAGUCCAUUUCUUGGUCGGUUUUGGUCAAACAUUCGCAACGACUGCAGCCCCACUCCUUAUCGCUGAGAUUGCAUAUCCUUCCCAU